GGUUUAAGGAUGAUGGAUGCUUUGUCGGUGGUGUGUCAGCUGCGGGAUCUGGCUUCUGAGUCGCAGAACCGGGAGGUGAUAGUUCAGGACCAGGGCUGCCUUCCUGGGCUGGUUUUAUUCCUGGAUCACAAGAAUCCAGAAGUUCUGUUUGCGACUCUGCAGACCCUUCGUUAUUUGGCUGAAAUGCCUCUCAAUAUUCCCAUCAUGAAGAAUGAACUGGGUAUGAUGGUGAGCCUGGAAAAUCUUAUCCAAAGGGAGGGCCCAUCUGUUGACAUCACAGCCUUGGCAAAGGAGGUUUACGGCAUUCUGCUUUCGCCCACAAUUCCUGCACCCUGCACGCCCGAGAGGCAGAGACGAAAGAAGUCCCAGUUCUUCAUCAAUUCCUCCAACAAGAAGGCCAAAUCUGUGACACUACACAUCCAGGGGCUGGAGACCACUCACCAGCGAAGCUUAUGCGAGGAGGCUCUUUUGAAAGUCAAAGGAGUGAUCAGCUUCACGUUUCAAAUGGCUUCCAAGAGAUGCACGGUCCGCGUCCGUUCAGACCUUCCCACCGAGACUUUGGCAUCAGCCAUCGCUGCCACUAAGGUGCUGUCGGCUCAGCAGGUGUUGAAAAAUGAGGCAGGAGAGGAGGUCUACGUCCAGCUGAACUCGAUCGGAGUGCAGGUGCAGCAAAACUCAGCUCUUCCAGAUUACCUCCCAGAGGAUGAGGAAAGCCCAGAGAGGGAGGCGGACCGAGCCGUUUCCCGCACUGCAGCCAAGGAAGACUCCAACGGAAGCUGGCUCAACACGGCUGCCAGUUUCCUCACUAAAACCUUCUACUGGUGAAGCUGGGAUGCUGUGGAGCACUGGGACCAAGUCAGAGUCGGUGGGUUACUGAAGUGGACUUUACGAGUCUUCAGUAACCGCAUCUUAUUAACAGAUUACUGACAUGCUAUGACUGUUGGCUUGAAGUGAGAUUUCAACACUCAAGAUUUCUCUUUCCACUUGUUUUAUCCAUUUUAAAUGUUUCUUUUACAUCUUUUUCACACGUAAAUAUUCUAGUAUUCCGAUUUUCUGCUUUCCUGUCGUAGUUGUUUUGGGUUCUGCUACAAUAAAUGUACCAGUGCUGUUCGUGUGGGAGGAAAUCAUUCCAAAGUGAAUUUUUGGGAAUCUCAAUUCAAAGUUUUAUUUUCUUGCCAAGUAAUAGAACUGUACAGAGAAUUCAGUAAUACACAACUCUUCCUAGCCCUUCUCCUAUGAAGGAAAGGGGUGUGAGGAAAAAUAAACUUUGUAUUUAGAAGA
This is a messenger RNA of Nothobranchius furzeri (turquoise killifish), 1281 nucleotides long. It is a transcript of the gene armc1l, whose product is annotated as armadillo repeat containing 1, like. Gene Ontology annotation, molecular function: protein binding; metal ion binding. The record is from RefSeq and is a predicted model, not a curated record. Lineage: Eukaryota; Metazoa; Chordata; Actinopteri; Cyprinodontiformes; Nothobranchiidae.